AUGGAAUUUAAUUAAUACAAAACAAAUGAAGUCAAAUCAAAUCCAAAAUACAAGGGGCUGUUAUAGUGGGGUGUAUAGAAUGGAGUGUUGAUGAAGGGUGUGGAUUUUCCAGCUUCAUUCGGAGAUGUCAUAGGAGUAGUCGCCUCUGAAGACUUGCCAUCAGAUACUGUAAUUAUUUGCAUACCUUAAUCAUUGAUUAUUUCACCUGAUAAAUGCAAGUAGAGCACUCUCAUAACAGUGUACAACAGUCAUCCAGAAAUGUUUGAUGAAGAAGAAACUAAUGAGGCAGAGUUUAACAUUUUAACAUUUUACAUGUUCAAUGAAAAGAAGAAAGGGGAAUAGUCAUUUUAUUACCCUUACAUUUAGGCGAUCUAAACUAGCAACACAUUAAUGGCUUGGUCGAAUGAGGAUUUGCAGAAAAUUGAAGAUCCUCUUAUAUUAGAAGAAUUUUAAUUAAUUAAAUAAGAUUUCUUAGGGUUAUGGAGUAAGGCCAAGUUAAUCUUUGAUAACGCUUAGGAUAUAUUUGGAGCCCCAAGAAUAACAGAUAAAAGUGACUUUUUUUGGGCAAUAGAAUGCGUUAUGAGCAGAUGUUUUGGAUGGGCUCUUAAAUCUACUUGUCUAGUUCCCAUAGCUGAUUUCCUUAAUCAUUCUAAUAAAGCAUGCACACAUUAUAUGGUUCAUUCAGCAUUGGAAAAGGGUAGUUUUUCUAAAUCAGAGGUGUAAGCUAAUUUUCAAAAACAAUAUGUCAUAAAAAGAAACAAUAUGAAUUUGAGUAUUUUAGGUAUUGAGGCUGAUAAUGAGAUACAGAAAUGGAAAGAUGAGAAAAUUAAAUUUAUUUUAGAGAAUAAACAGUGUUUAAGAGAUCAGGACUUACUAGUAGAUUUGGAAGGAGCAUCUAUAAAUGAGCAAAGAGAUAUCAUAAAUAAGAUCCAUUAUGAAUAGAUUAUUUAAGAUCCGAAGUUGAAUAUAUGGGAUUUGGAGUCUAUCGCUUCAUCUGAUAGUGAAGAUAAUGAUUCUGAUGAAGAAGUUAAAUUAGAGAAGUUUUAACAAUAUGAGAUUUUGAAGAUUAAGGAAUUGGCAGAAUGGAAAAUUAGAGAAGAAUAAAAAAGAAUAGAGAAAGAGUUUUAGUCUAUCAAUUUGAAAAAUCAACCUAUUGUUACAGUAACCUUGAAUCCAGAGAAGAAAAAUAAGGUAAUAAUUCGUGGAUUACCAUAAUAUCAGAUUGAAGCCAUUAAGGCAAAGCUGUUAAUUAUCAAUGGGAGAUUAAGGAAGCAACAAUAAGAAAAGAUUUUGUCUGAAGUUGAUGAUGUGUAAAGUAGAGAAGAUUAAUAAUGGGAUUGGUUAGAUGAAUAUGAUUAAGAAGCCUACUUUUGCAUUACAACUACAGCUCCAAUUAAGAAAUUUCAAUAAGUGACUGUUUCAUACGGGAAGAGAACAAAUAGAUUUUUAAUAUGUUGGUAUGGGUUUGCAUUGCUAGAGAAUGUGUACAGUUCGUUUAAUUUUAGAUUAUGGCUGAAUACUGUGAUCCUGGAAGAUAAAGAGAAAACCUUAGAUUAGAUCUUGAACACAAUAAUUAUUAAAAAACUAAUAUAUGAGGAUGAAUCAAUUGUAGACAAGAUUUCAUACAACGGUUACGAAAUACCUAUUUCAUCUUUAUCCAAGGAGUUUAGAAUAAAAAAGAAUAAGUUGAAUAUAGACAUAAUAAGCGUUUUGCGAUUAUUCUUAUAGAUAAAAUACGGGAAGGAAAAAGAUUUGUUGAGUACGAUUCCUAUGUCAAUUGAUUAUGAAAUUGAUGUGCUGCAAUUUUACUAUUCAUUGUUACAAACCCUGAUGAAGUCUUAUUCUUAAGAUUUGGUUCAAGAUCUUAAAGAAUUAGAGUAGACAUUUGAAUAUCCAAAAAGAUUUGCUGUAUGA
Molecule: messenger RNA, 1914 nt
Organism: Paramecium tetraurelia
Lineage: Eukaryota; Ciliophora; Oligohymenophorea; Peniculida; Parameciidae
Exons: 5
Biological process (GO): peptidyl-lysine monomethylation
Molecular function (GO): protein-lysine N-methyltransferase activity; protein binding
Source: RefSeq, a predicted model, not a curated record